AUGGUGGCUGUCAUAUUUGUGUUGAUGCAAUAUCGAAAACAAAUGGUCAAAUUAUCGACAAAUAUAGAUUCUUUGCCUCUGAAAAAUGCAGAUUCAUUGCCUCUAAUAAAUGAAGAUUUGUCAUCUCUGAUAUGGAGAAUAAUUUCAUACCAAGAGCUUUUACUAGCAACAGAUGCAUUCAACGAAGCCAACCUUAUUGGUGUUGGAAGUUUUGGUUCAGUAUAUAAAGGAACGCUUUCAGAUGGGAUGAUUAUUGCUGCAAAGCCCGAGAAUGUCCUACUUGACAACGAUAUGAUUGUACAUGUUGCUGAUUUUGGCAUUGCCAAACUCUUUGGUGAAAGGGAUCUUUUGGCACAAACCACAACCUUGGCAACAAUUGGGUAUAUGGCACCAGAGUAUGAAAUGGAAGAUAGGGUAUCAACAAGAUGCGAUGUCUAUAGUUAUGGUGUCUUGUUGAUGGAAAUAUUCACCAGGAAGAGGCUGACAGAUGAAAUAUGUCGCAUCAGCCUUGGAUAUCUCCAUAAUGGUCAUGUAGCACCCAUUGUUCACUGUGAUUUGAAGCCCGAGAAUGUCCUACUUGACGAAGAUAUGAUUGCACAUGUUACUGAUUUUGGCAUUGCCAAACUUUUUGGUGAAAGGGAUCUUUUGGCACAAACCAUAACCUUGGCAACAAUUGGGUAUAUGGCACCAGAGUAUGAAAUGGAAGAUAGGGUAUCAACAAGAUGCGAUGUUUAUAGUUAUGGUGUCUUGUUGAUGGAAAUAUUCACAAAGAAGAGGCCGAUAGAUGAAAUGUUUGCCGGAGAGAUGAAAGUUUGCCAGAGAGAUGAGCUUGAAGUGUUGGGUGAAGGAAACAUUAGGGGUUUCAAUAAUUGA
Cornus florida is the source of this 873-nucleotide messenger RNA. RefSeq names its product LRR receptor-like serine/threonine-protein kinase FLS2. The record is from RefSeq and is a predicted model, not a curated record. NCBI's taxonomy places the organism in Eukaryota, Viridiplantae, Streptophyta, Magnoliopsida, Cornales, Cornaceae. The transcript has 5 exons. The coding region runs from base 1 to 873 and encodes 290 amino acids. Gene Ontology annotation, biological process: protein phosphorylation. Gene Ontology annotation, molecular function: ATP binding; protein kinase activity.